AUGCCGUGGAAGAGCUUUGACGAGUGCUGCGGAUCAUGGAAGUUUCCUGCAGGACUGAUGCAGUUCCUGAAAGAUGCAGGCUUCAAGUGCCCGACGCCGAUUCAGGCAUACACGUGGCCAGUCCUCAUGGACGGCAAGGAUGUCAUUGGUGUGGCGAAGACCGGCAGCGGGAAGACACUAGGAUAUCUCCUGCCAGGAUACAUCAAGGUGAAGCGCUUUGAAGGCAAAGGCUUCGAGCGGUCAAAUGGCCCCGGCAUGCUGAUUAUGGCACCUACGCGCGAACUGUGCCAACAGAUUUACGAGGAGUCCGAACGAUUCGGCAAGCCUGCACAAAUAGAUACUGCUUGUGUAUACGGUGGUGCCCCGAAAGGACAACAGGUCCGUCAGUUGCGAAACUAUCCGCAUUGCGUGGUGGCGACACCUGGGCGCCUGAAUGACUUUCUUGGAAGCCGAGAGCUGAAUAUCAACCAGUGCAACUAUCUCGUCCUGGACGAGGCGGACCGCAUGCUCGACAUGGGCUUCGAGCCACAGAUCAAGGAGCUCAUCAAUUACUUGCCGAGUGAUAGACAGACUGCCUUGUACACUGCCACAUGGCCAAGGGAAGUCAGGGAUAUUGCUUCAAGAUUGACGCACGACCCGACUCACAUCCAAGUUGGUUCAGAGGACUCAGCUGCAGCGAAUGCGGACAUCACCCAACACAUCGUCAGAGUGUACAACGAGAAGGACAAGAUGCGAUUCCUUGAGGGUACAAUCUUCCCAGAGCUGCAGCGAACAGGGGGCUCCGGCCUCAUCUUCGUGAAGACGAAGCGCGCAGCUUCCGGUUUGUACCAAGAGCUAUCGCGCGUCGGGGCGCCGAUCGUCUGUCUGCACGGCGACAUGGACCAAAACGCGCGAGACCACGCUCUUGCAGCCUUCAAGAACGGCAUGGCCAAG
Symbiodinium pilosum is the source of this 933-nucleotide messenger RNA. The record is from the annotation of a GenBank genome assembly. NCBI's taxonomy places the organism in Eukaryota, Dinophyceae, Suessiales, Symbiodiniaceae.